This is a messenger RNA of Amphibalanus amphitrite, 2728 nucleotides long. RefSeq names its product exocyst complex component 1-like. The transcript has 16 exons. Gene Ontology annotation, biological process: Golgi to plasma membrane transport; exocytosis. NCBI's taxonomy places the organism in Eukaryota, Metazoa, Arthropoda, Thecostraca, Balanomorpha, Balanidae. The annotation marks the transcript as partial. Gene Ontology annotation, molecular function: phosphatidylinositol-4,5-bisphosphate binding. Gene Ontology annotation, cellular component: plasma membrane; exocyst. The record is from RefSeq and is a predicted model, not a curated record.
UUGAGCUAACAAGAUUAUUGGGUUUGGGCCAACUUCUCCCUUAUCAUGUCAUAUGUCUCAUUCACAUCACCCAUAUGCCAUAUCUGUACUAUUAUAAAUGAGUGUUUGAUCUAGGUUUUGUUUUCAUUACAGGUUAAAGUCAGAUCGAACUGUGUGCUGAGUCAACCUCACUGAUACCAGGAUGACUGCUAUCCGAUUUGCCCUGGAGAAAAGCAUAUUUGAGCCUGGCGACGAGAGACUCAUUAAGGCCAUUCAUGUAUCACAGCUAGAGAAGAAGAAGAAAACCUAUUUUCUGUGUUUGUCUGUGAGCAAAGACAAGAGUGGCUUUAUCAGCACUGUAAAGAAACUGGACAAGGACAACUAUAAGAAGAAGAGGACAUGGGGCCUGCAGGAUCUCAAGAUGGUGGAUGGAAAAGAUGGAAAAAGGGAUACAGCUGACUUGGACUUACAGUUUGAAAAGGUCUACAAAUGGGUCGCCAGCACUCCCAUGGAAAGAAAUAUGUUCAUAGCCAACCUAUGGAUGCUGUGCAGCCAGCACCUGCACCGGCAGCGACCUCAGUUUGUCAACAUCCCGGCCGAGUUUCUGGACGGAGGCACCAAGACGGCCGACACACGCGCUGCCCUAUCGCCGGUAUCCGAGCUCUCCGUGGAGGCGGACAGCUACCAGGCACUGACCUCACAGGAGGAGCAGGACCUGCUGAAGAUGAUGUCGGAGCACGAGACGGCCGUCAGCAACGCCGAGGCCUUCGCCGAACAGCUCAACAGGGAGCUCUCCGGCCUGGAUGGGGCCAACAUCCAGUCCAUCAUGGCGUCUGAGCAGCAGGUGGCAGCACUGAUGUCUGUCAUUCAGCGGGCUGUCGACGAGAUAUCGGCCGUCGAGGAGCGCCUCGAACAGUACGAUCACGCGCUGGUGGCCGUCCGACAGAGUCUCAAGGAGAUGGGUCGCGAGAAGAGCAAGAUGGAGGUCACCCAGAGGAAUCAUCACGAGCUCCUGCAGACGCUGGAUAGCAUGCUGCCGGACCUGUCGACCAGAGACCGCCAGGUUCUCUCCGACCCUGACCUCACCACCACAGUGGGUCUGAGAGAGGCCUGCCAGGCGGCCCAGUCUCUACUGAGACUGUCGUCAACCUCAGUUGACGGAAACCUCCAGCAGAUGGCAGCAGUGGCCGAGCAGAAGAAGCUCUUCGAGAAACUCAAGGCUCGCUUCUCGCAGGCCGUCUACAGGCAGAUGAAUAACUUCUUCGUACACAUGGGCAACGACGGCGCGCCGCCGGUGGACUCUCUGCAGCUGCCCAGCCACAGCUCACAGCACCUGAAGCUGCAGCCCUACUCGGAGCUGAUGCACUGGACCAAGGCGGUCGACAACAGGGGCUACGAGGCGCUGAAGACGGUCUAUGGCCAGUCGCUCAGCAAGCGGUACGAACGGGAGAUCCGGGCGCUGUUCGCUGAGGCGCGCGGCCGCGUCGGGGCCUUCCGCAAAGACUCGAUGGACUCGCCCAGCGGCAGCACGGCCACGCUGUCGCGGAUGUCUGGACAGCUGCGGCAGCUGCAGGCGAAGCCGACAGCUGCGCAGCAGGGCGCCGUUCUGCUGGGGAUGGAUCGGGACGCGUGGACUAACCUGGACAGCUCCGACCGACUCAAGUUUGACGACGUGCUGGAGCAGCUGCUGAAGGGCCUGGAGCCCUCCUGCCUGGAGGAGCAGAACUUCUGCGUCAGCUUCUUCAGGCUCGGCGUGGACAUGUCACAGUCUCAGAACUCCUCACAGCUGGACUCGCUGUCGGAGGGAGGGAUCGGCCGACAGGACGAGGUGCGGUCGCUGAUGAAGGAACUGUUCGGCGCACUGGAGACCGAGCUCAACUCGUUCCUCGCCCAGCACGAGCGGAUCGACAGCUUCUGCGUGAUGCACAUCCUGGUGCGUCUGUCGGAGCACGUGAGCAGCACGCAGGACUCGGGCUCGUUCCUGCACCAGACACUGGCCGCCGCGCUGGUGGCCAGUAAACAGAACCUGGACAGGCUGAUGCGGGCGCAGAUCGACUCGGUACACGCCUGUCCGCCGCCCAAGCGGUCCAAGUGCGGCGUCCUGCCGUUUGUCUCCAACUUUCAGGAACUGGCCGCCAUCGCCGAGUCUGUAUUCCGUGAGUCGAGCCGCCGUGCCGACCUGGACCGCUGGUACGGCCGGCUGAUCCGCGCCGUCAUCGACCAGGUCUCCGUCACCGGCCAGCAGCAUCAGAAGACGCCGCUGGAGGUGGUGCAGAUGGAGAACUUCCACCACCUGCACGCGCUCCUGAUGCGCCUCAAACUGGCCGGACUGGAGAGCGAGAAGCGCGAGGUGAAACAGAAGUAUAAUGAGGCACUCAAGGCGUACGUGACGAGAUACUUCGGGCAGCCACUCAUCAAACUUAAUCAAUUUUUCGGCGGCGUGCAGUCCAAGGUGGCUCAGGGGGUGCGCGAGGCUGAGAUGGGCUACCAGCACGCCUUCAGCAAGCAGGAGCUGCGGAAAGUCAUCAAGGAGUACCCGGGGAAGGAGGUGAAGAAGGGACUGGACACGCUGUACAAGAAGGUGGAGAAACACCUCUGUGAAGAGGAGAAUCUGCUUCAGCUGUUGACCAGCUGUCCUGCGCUGUUCUGUGGGAGGACGUCGCGCUCCAGUUCCGUCGCCGUGCCGUCUCCGUCCUUCCUGUCUGCCUGUCAGACGCCGCCAGAUUACUGUCGGGGCUCGGCGCGACCU